AUACGUGGAGGAGAAAUGGAGCAUUCCCCAGACGAGCGAGACAUGCGAGCAGAUACAGGAACUGCACAUGUACAAGAUGGAGGAGACAUCGCGGCUCGACCGGACAACGUACACGACCCACUGCCCGUAGCAACCGACGAACAGAUAGGUGGAGGACAGAUGGAGCCGAUAUUUGCCGUCCCGGAUUUGAACGAUGGAGGAGCCAUGGAGCCCUCACAUGCUGGCCCGAGCAACGAUGCCGACUUACAGGGUUGCGAUGUUACGGAUGGUGAUGGCGAUCUCGCUGAAGUCCCUGUUCCCGCCAGUGUAGCCGAACCAGGACACGGAGUUCAUACGACGAGUCGGUGCUCGGCACGGGUGCGACGUCUAGCUCCUGCGGCCAGGACUCCAUAUACGAGGGCGGCGAAGCGAACGAAGAAGUAAAAGGGAUGUGAACUGUGGGGACAGCACGACGGUGGGUUGUAGUUGGUAAUACCCUGUCAGCGAUUUGGUGAAGGUGGUGACGGAUGUUAACAUGUUGGAUAAAUAACUUUUGUUUGAAUUCGUUUUACAUUACAUUUUCA
Molecule: messenger RNA, 563 nt
Organism: Olea europaea var. sylvestris
Lineage: Eukaryota; Viridiplantae; Streptophyta; Magnoliopsida; Lamiales; Oleaceae
Exons: 5
Coding region: 16-423 (135 amino acids)
Source: RefSeq, a predicted model, not a curated record